Messenger RNA from Helianthus annuus (common sunflower), 990 nucleotides. Its product is annotated as BURP domain-containing protein 3-like. Bases 1 to 882 code for a protein of 293 amino acids. NCBI's taxonomy places the organism in Eukaryota, Viridiplantae, Streptophyta, Magnoliopsida, Asterales, Asteraceae. The transcript has a single exon. The record is from RefSeq and is a predicted model, not a curated record.
AUGCAUGCAGCAUGGGAUGAAGGAAAACAAAACAAUUACUACACUGACAAUGAAUCCACACAUAUACAACUGAAAGAUCAUCAAUACUCAUAUGUUGCAUCCAAUGCUGAGGUCAAAGAUCAUCCAGUGCCAUUUUUCUGGUACGGUGAGUCGAAAAACAAUGCAAAAGAUCACCCACAACAACUUCAUUCAUACCCAUCAUCUAAGAAUCAGAUAAUUAACGAUUACCCGGAAGCAAAGUUAUUGUUCUUGGAACACAACUUGCAUCAAGGAGAAGAACUGAAGUUGCACUUCACGAAAGACAACCAAAAAACAGCGUUUUUACCAAAAGAAAUCGGUAAUUCGAUACCCUUUUCGUCAAAAGAUCUUCCUGAGAUCUACAACAAGUUCUCGGUUAAACCUCACUCGGUUGAAGCCAAAAUCUUGAAGCAAACACUUCACUUUUGCGAGCUAAAACCGAUCCAUGGCGAAAAAAUACAUUGUGCGACUUCAUUAGAAUCCAUGGUCAAUUUUAGUACCGCAAAACUAGGUGCAAAGGUGAAAGCGCUUUCAACAGAAGUGAAGGCUAAAGAAAGCACCCUGUCACAAAAGUACAAAGUUGAGUGGGUUAAAAAGUUCCCCCCCGCGAAUGAAGCUGUGGUUUGCCAUAAGCAAAACUACGCGUAUGCUGUGUUUUAUUGCCACACAGACGUUGGCACUCGAUCGUAUGCGGUUUCUUUGGUGGGUGAGGAUGGUACCAAAGUGAAAUCAGUGGCGGUUUGCCAUACGGAUACCGCGAAUUGGGCCGAUGACCAUUUGUCGUUUCAAUUGCUUAAUGUGACACCAGGGGUUCCGGUUUGCCAUUUCCUACCUGAAGAUCUUGUCCUUUGGGUUCCAUACUAAAAUAUCCAACUGGUUUGGGUAUAUUUCAAGAAUCUGUAAGGCUGAGUAGUGUGACAAAUUAUGUCACUUAUCCUUAUGUCUGGGUGUAUCAGUAUAUGUAUCCUUAUG